GAGUACGUGGCUGCGCAGUCCGUUCUUGACGAAAUACAUGGAAGGCCAGAAAAAGUAUCUCACGCCAACAAGAGCGAUUAUACGCUUGGUCGCAUCGGAAAGCACAAUGUUGUUAUUGCUGCUUUGCCUUAUGGAGAAUAUGGAACAGCGUCAGCGGCGACAGUUGCAGCAGACAUGUCGCAUAACUUCCCCAAUCUCAUGGUUCGUCUGGUGGUUGGCAUCGGAGGCGGCGUGCCAAGUAAAAGAAACGACAUCCGCUUGGGCGAUAUUGUGGUCAGCGCUUCUGGUGAUGGUAAGAGUGGCGUUAUGCAGUAUGAUUUUGGCAAGACCAUUCAGGAGCAACCUUUUCGGCCAACGCGAUUUCUAGACCAGCCGCCCAUGAUCCUCAGAACCGCGAUGAGUGGAUUGAUGGCGCAAUACGAGCGCGAAGGCCAUAGCAUUUCUGAUUGUGCAACAUCCUGUGGCGAUAACUCAUUGAUUGCACGACCGAGACGAACUCAAGAGAGUAAUGGCCCAAUUAUUCACUAUGGACUGAUUGCUUCCGCAAAUCAGUUAGUGAAAGACGCUAUACUUCGCGAUAAACUGGCUUCGGAAUAUGAUAUACUCUGCUUUGAGAUGGAGGCCGGUGGUCUCAUGAACCAAUUCCCAUGUUUGAUUAUUCGAGGGAUAUGUGACUAUUCGGACUCACAUAAGAAUAAGGCAUGGCAGGGUUAUGCCGCAAUGACAGCCGCCGCGUAUGCUAAAGACCUUGUUAGACGACUCCCCCCAAUCGAGUUUAGCAUUCCACAAGCCACGGACAAUCUCUCCUUAGGUCAAUCCCAACUUAAAGAAGACAAGCUAUAUUCAGCCAGUGCCGAGCAGAUAAGUAAAUUACUGGAGUCACUACGAUUCGAUCAAAUCGAGGCUCGUCAAACGACUAUUAAAAAGGCCCACGCCAAGACAUGUCGAUGGUUGCUGCGUAAGCCCGAAUAUCUUGAUUGGUUGGACACUGACAAGAUCAACGAGCAUCAUGGAAUUCUAUGGAUCAAAGGCAAGCCUGGAACAGGAAAAUCAACACUUAUGAAGUUCGCUUUUAACAAUGCUAAAAAGACGAUGAGAGAUAAAGUCAUCAUCAAUUUUUUUUUUAAUGCACGAGGAGAGGACUUGGAGAAAUCUACAAUUGGAAUGUAUCGAUCAAUUUUGUUGCAACUCUUCGAAAAGCUACCACUUCUUCAAGAUACGCUUGAAUUACCCAAAUUAGCACCACCGCCUGGCAAAGAUUACCACUGGAGUGUAGAGGCAUUGACGAACUUAUUGGAUCAAACUAUUCAAAAUCUCAAAGAAUCGAGCGUCGUGUGUUUCAUUGACGCUUUGGAUGAAUGCGAAGAAAUCCAAAUUCGGAAUAUGAUGGAAUUUUUUGAACGCAUGGGUGAAUCCGCUACGGCUGGAAGUUUUCGUGUGUGCUUUUCAAGCCGUCACUACCCUUAUAUCUCAAUUUCCAAAGGGUUGAACCUGACCCUCGAAGGCCAAGAGGGACACACUCAAGACAUGGUUAGCUAUAUCAAUAGUGAACUGAAGAUUGGGAGUAGUGUUCUUGCGAAUCAAUUACGCGCCGAGCUGCAAGAAAAGGCAUCAGGUGUCUUUAUGUGGGUUGUUUUGGUUGUUAGUAUCCUAAAUAAGGAACAUGACAAAGGCCGCAUUCAUGUUUUACGGAAAAGAUUACAAGAGAUCCCGGCAGAUCUCCAUCAAUUAUUCCGCGACAUUUUAACACGCGAUCGUCAGGAUACAAAUGAGUUACUUCUCUGUAUUCAGUGGGUGCUUUUCACGAAACAACCUUUACGGCCGGAACAGUUAUACUUUGCCUUGCUGUCCGACGUUAUAUAUGAGUGGAACCCGAGCGAAAUUACCCUCUUUGACAUGGAAAGGUACAUAUUAAAUUCAUCUAAAGGCCUCACAGAAAUAACCAAAUCCAACGCUCCGACCGUUCAAUUUAUACAUGAAUCGGUCAGAGACUAUCUCAUGAAAGAAAAUGGGCUAAGGGAUAUUUGGCCUGAUCUUGAGGCACAUGUUUGCGGAGAGAGCCACGAGCGACUGAAACAGUGUUGUCUGAAUUACGUUACUAUUGGCAAAACUGCUUAUUUACAAGCUAGUGAUGUCUGGGCAAGACCAUCGUCCCAAGAAGCAAAAGCCCGGCGCCAAUCAGCAAACUCUUCCUUUCCAUUCUUAGAAUAUGCUGUUAAGAAUAUUCUUCAUCACGCGAACGAGGCUGAGGCAAAUGGUGUCAAUCAAGAUGAGUUUCUCAAAAAAUUUCGAUUGGACCAUUGGAUUCAGCUUGACAACUUUUUCGGAAAAUUUGCUACACGGCAGCACACAAAGCAAGCGAGCCUUUUGUAUAUUCUAGCCGAAUUGAACAUGAGCCAUCUGAUCAAGCGCUGCCCAGACAGAAUCUCUUUCCUAAAAAGAGAAGGAGAACGCUACGGAACGCCAGUAUUUGCAGCCUUGGCGAUGAAUAAUUCCGAAUCAGUCCGAGUGUUUUUAGAUGACUAUUUGGAGAUUGAGCCUUCAUUUCGUGGUAUUAUUGACAACUAUUACAAUGAUGGUACUGAAGGAUACAAUCUUGGACGAGGCUUCACGUUUUCCGAAGAACUUUGCCGUACACCAUUGUCAUAUGCAGCACAAUCUGGCAGUGAAGCUACAGUUAAACUAUUGCUUGAGAGACGAGCGGAAAUUGAUGCUAAAGACAACACAAGAAGGACGCCAUUAUCAUAUGCAGCAGAGUCUGGUAGUGAAGCUAUAGUUCAACUAUUGCUUGAGAGAGGCGCAGAAGUUCAUGUUCAAGAUAAUGACGAAAGAACACCAUUAUCUUAUGGAGCACAGCAAGAUAAUGAAGCUGUACUUGAAGCUUUGCUUCAUAGAGGUGCAGAAAUUGAAGUUAAGGACAAACUCGGCAGGACGCCAUUACUAAUUGCAACACAUCAUGCAAGUAGUACUGUGGUUGAACUA
Molecule: messenger RNA, 2982 nt
Organism: Trichoderma virens Gv29-8
Lineage: Eukaryota; Fungi; Ascomycota; Sordariomycetes; Hypocreales; Hypocreaceae
Exons: 3
Biological process (GO): nucleoside metabolic process
Molecular function (GO): catalytic activity; protein binding
Source: RefSeq, a predicted model, not a curated record